AUGAAGGCGCCGUCUCCUCUCGUCGCUCUCGGGGUCUUCCUCCUCGGGGUCUUCCUCCUCGGGGAGACCUACGAGGUCGUCUACUCCAGCUGUCGGAAUCGGAACGGAUUUCGCCUCGUUAGGUCCAUCCUGGCCACCUACAUUCUCGCCUCGAACGAUUCCAGGAUCUGCAUGGAGGUCUGCGCCCGGUUCCCUUCGUGCAAGGCCUUCAACUUUCAGGUCACGUUCGCUUUACGCUUCGCAAUCGUGGCAUCGCCGCUUCGGUUUCGCCGAAAUUUCAGCGCCGAAGAGGGAGAUUUUUGCAUCAAAUUUCAACCAGAAGUGAAAGCCAGCGUAGCCAGCGUGGCACGACUGAGUUUGCCCUCAGACGACGUGAUGUUUCGGAUUCAGGCGAGAACGAAGACCUGCGAGUUGUUGGAGUAUGCCUUCUGCGACCUGAACGGCGCGGCUCUGACCCGUAUUUCCGGCUGGACCUACUGCGACGUGGAUUCCGAACCCGGAAAGGUGGCAUUUCCUGGUCUCAUCGACACGACUGCCUGCAUCUCCUCCGGCUACUGCUCUGCGUCCUGCGUUCGGCACUACGGAGAGUUUUGUGUCAUGCCGCAGCAAUGUCAGGCUUCGACGAUCGGGGCGACCUGCACCAUCGACACGUGCACCUGUCCGUCCGCUUGGCAGUAUUUCAACGGUGUUUGCCUCUCGCCCGACACCCCACGAAGGACUGCUCGGGUUGCAGCUCGUCUGCUGGGUUGGCCUUGCAAUACGGCUUCUCAGUGCUUGGCCACGACCAACGGGAGCCUCUGCGAUCCCACCUCGUUGAAAUGCGUCUGUUCCGCCACUUAUGCCCAGAUCGACGAUUCCACCUGCCUGCCGAAAGUGGCGUUCGCUGGGGCCUGCACGAACGACAAACAAUGCAGUAAGGUCGUGGAUGGGAGCCAGUGCAUCGGAAAUGCAUGCGAUUGCAUCGCCACGUAUUACUUCGAUUCCAUCAGCAACAAAUGCGUUCGGAUCACUACGACGACGACCACCACCCCGCCGGCCCCGACUCCAUGAACCAUAGAUUGGACGACGACGACGACUGUAACUCCCUCAAUGUUCUGAUCGGCCUUUAUUCCCUCAUCGGUAUCGUGUGCACUCCUUUGGGUCCUCCUGCUCCCAACCGCCGGCUUCUUUCCAUUCUUCCCACGAGCAUGUAUCUUCACAGUAGAGAGAAAGCAAGUUUCUCGUGCAAGUCAGCGUGGACGCAGUCCUCUUCUCACCGAGUUUCAGCUCACCCGCUUCUUUUCGCACCGGCAUGUUCGCAUCGAUAACGGUUGUCAGUAUACAUAUUUCUUCUCGUGGCCUCCUGUCACUCACAUCUGAUGAAUUUCGGGGGGUUAAUAGCUUAGAGUGUUGAAGGAUAAAAAAACAGUGCGGUUAGAAAUGACCCC
Messenger RNA from Darwinula stevensoni, 1427 nucleotides. Lineage: Eukaryota; Metazoa; Arthropoda; Ostracoda; Podocopida; Darwinulidae. The record is from the annotation of a GenBank genome assembly.